This is a messenger RNA of Microplitis demolitor, 1119 nucleotides long. RefSeq names its product histidine-rich glycoprotein. The transcript is spliced from 4 exons. The coding region runs from base 1 to 1119 and encodes 372 amino acids. NCBI's taxonomy places the organism in Eukaryota, Metazoa, Arthropoda, Insecta, Hymenoptera, Braconidae. The record is from RefSeq and is a predicted model, not a curated record.
AUGGAUACAUCAUACAGACUUAUGUCUGUCAAUCUAGCAUUAAUAUGCAUAUUAUUUAUGAUACAGUCAUCAAUUGCAGCAUCUGUUAACUUUUCAAAUAAAUUACCAAUUGUUGUUGCUGAAUUACCAAAACAACCAAUAAAACCAGAACAAUUAGAACAAGCUGCUAGUAAUAAUGAACCAAUAAUGAAUUAUCAUCAUCAUGAAAUCAAAGAUAAACUGCUACCAGUUUAUCCACAAGUACAACCUGUUGUUAAAUAUAUUAAAAAACCACAAGUUUUAUAUUACGCUCAGCCGUCGGUUUAUCCUAAGAAAUACAUUGUAUUGAAAAAUAAAAAAAAUAAUAAUAAUAAUAAUAAUGAACCAGCUGGUAAAAUAAAUAAACGUCAGGAUAAUUAUGGCAAUGAAGAGGAAUCAAGUGAGUACGCUGACUAUGAAAAUAAUGAUAAUUAUGAUCAUCAAGUACCUGCUGAAUCAAAACAUCAUGAAGAACAUUACGAAGAGUCACACGAACAAGGGCAUGGUGGUGAACAUCACCAAGAAGAUCAUGAAUCUAAAGGGGAAAAAGGAGACAAGGGAUUUAAAAAAUGGUUUGAAGAAGAAAAAGGUAAAAAGGGGCAUCAUGAUGAAGAUGAACACAAAAAACAUUAUGGAGAAAAAAGUGGAGAAAAGAAAAAACACCAUCACGAUGACGGAUAUUACAAAGAAUAUCAUACAGAUGAAAAAGGAGAAAAAGGAUCCUCGUAUGAGGAUAAAGAAGAUUAUAAAAAAGGACACAGUACCCAUGGAAAACAUGUUAUUCAUAAAAAGGAUGACUAUGAAAAAAAUGUAGACUUUUUCGAUGAGGAUCACUCUCACGAGGAGCAUGAAAAACACGGCGGUUAUCAUCAUGAGCAUAAAAAAGGACACGGGGGUAAAAAGAAGAAGGGACAUCACAAAGGUGGACAUCAUGAAGACAAGUACGGUAAAGAAAAGAAACAUAAACACGGUAGUCAUCAUCAUGAUGAAGAAAAGUGGAAAAAAGAAAAAGGAGAAAAAGGACAUCAUAAACAUGGUAAAAAAUAUGGCAAAAAAGGUGAACAUGAAGACGGAAAAAAAUGGGAACAUAAAAAAGGAUAA